Molecule: messenger RNA, 1395 nt
Organism: Symbiodinium natans
Lineage: Eukaryota; Dinophyceae; Suessiales; Symbiodiniaceae
Source: the annotation of a GenBank genome assembly
AUGGAGUCAGCCGGCGCGAGGUGGCGUGAGGACAAAGCCUUCGCCCUCCGCGCCGUGGCCGCCAAUGGGCAGGCCAUCCACCACCUUUCACCCAAGCUGGCGGAAGACCGCGAGGUAGUGUUGGCGGCCGUCUCGCAAAAUGGCAGGGCCUUGGAUGCCAUGUCGGAGGAGCUGCGCGAUGAUGAGGAGGUGGUCUUAGCAGCGAUUCGGCAAACUGGGGAUGCCUUCCGCGCGGCCUCCGAUCGGUUGCAGGGCGACAAAGACUUCGUUCUGCUAGCCGUGCGGUGUGGUCAUGCUGACGCCGUGGUGGAUUUCCUUUCCCCGGAGCAGCUGGAUGACAAAGAUAUCAUCCUCGCCGCGGCUUCGCAGUGUGGCUACGUGCUCAUGAGCGCUUCUGAACGCUUAUGCGAGGACCGCGAUGUUGUCCUAGCCGCAGUCUCUGAGAACGGCACCUUCCUGGAAAAUGCCCCGGAGCACUUUGCAGAAGAUAAGGAGGUCGUGCUUGCAGCGCUCGCAGCAGCUCCCGACGAGCGCUGCUUCGACGUGGUGGCCGAGAGCCUUAGGGACGACUGGGAAGUAGCUCUGCUGGGCAUCCAGAAAGGGCUCCUAUGCCAAGUCUCGGAGCGCUUGCAGCGCGACAAGGGCUUCGUGUUGGAGGCCGUGGCCAGGGCGCCCAGGAUCGUCUCAGAGCUGGAAGAAGACUUUUUGGAUGACAAGGACGUGAUGCUGCAAGCAAUCUCUUCGCAGGCCUCCUCUGUGGAAAUGGCCACCGAACGAUUGCGCGACGACGAGGACAUCGCGAGGGCGGCCGUGUCCCAGGACGGACUUCUCGUACAACAUCUCGCCCGGCUGCGCGAGGAUGCGCCGAUUGCACUGGCCGCCGUUUCUCAGGAGGGCUCUGCGUACGAGCAUCUGGGGGAGUCCUUGCGGGAUGACGACGCGGUGGUUCUUGCGGUCAUUUCCCAAGGUGCGCGGAAGGCUUUGACGUGGGCCACAGAGAGGUUGCAGAACGACCGCGGCUUCAUCCUCAGGGCUGUGGGCCGGGGCACUGGCAUGCUGGAGCUGCUCAACGCCACCUUUCGUGACGACAAGGAAGUCGUCCUACUGGCGGUGGCCCGCGACGGGCGAUCGUUACAACAUGCUUCCGAGCGUCUGCGCGACGAUCAGGAGGUGGUCAAGGCCGCUGUAUCCCACGAUGGCCUUGCCUUCACAUUCGCAUCGAUGCGGCUUCGCGACAACCGCGAGCUCGCUGAAAAGGCCGCUUGCGGGGACCCCCGGGCGCUGUCGUCCGCUUCGAAGCGCCUCCAAGAAGACCCACAGCUGGCGCUGAAGGCGGCUGCUGUGUCCGCGGUCACAUCCUGGACCACCAUCGACUGGCGGGUGGCGCUGAUGUAG